Messenger RNA from Raphanus sativus (radish), 1755 nucleotides. RefSeq names its product pectin acetylesterase 5. NCBI's taxonomy places the organism in Eukaryota, Viridiplantae, Streptophyta, Magnoliopsida, Brassicales, Brassicaceae. The transcript is spliced from 14 exons. The record is from RefSeq and is a predicted model, not a curated record. Gene Ontology annotation, molecular function: hydrolase activity. Bases 21 to 1334 code for a protein of 437 amino acids.
CUGAUGUCUCCUUUUGUAGCAUGUUCUUGAAAAUGGAGGUUCCCAGGUUCAACUCUCUGCUACAGUGCAGAAAACGGGCUAAGAGCGACUGGCUUGUAGCUUCCAUCGCAUUCGUCUUGGUCGUGUUUUUCAUCUCUUUCUUCUUAGAUCCCACGUUCGAUGCUUUCCCACCAAUAAUAUUGCUCUUAUUCUUUGACAGAUCUAAGCUCAUUACAUCCCCAACUAAUCUGGUCAAACUCAAGUUGUCUAGUAAAGCUAAAGAGAGAGGAGCCUUUUGCUUGGAUGGAAGCUUGCCUGGGUACCAUUUUGACAAGGGUUCUGGAUCUGGCUCGAAUAGCUGGCUUCUUCAUCUUCAGGGUGGAGGGUGGUGCAACACAAUUGCUUCAUGUUCCGCUCGAGCAAUGACUAUGUUUGGCUCAUCCAACUACUUUGAAGAUGAAGUUGAGUUUCCAGGUGUUUUAAGCAACGACCCAUCUCAAAACCCUGAAUUCUAUAACUGGAACAGAGUUGUGAUACGGUACUGUGAUGGCGCUUCUUUCUCUGGACACCCUGAAGCUGAAUUCAAGAACGGAACACGGCUCUUCUUCAGGGGCCAGCUCAUUUGGGAGGCAAUUAUGGAUGAGCUGUUGUCGAUGGGAAUGUCAGAUUCCAAACAAGGCAUUCUUACAGGAUGUUCUGCUGGUGGUUUGGCAACUCUUAUACACUGUGACGACUUUAGUGAUCAUCUCCCAAAAGAUGCAGAUGUCAAAUGUGUUUCUGACGGUGGCUUCUUCCUCAACGUGCUUGAUGUCCUUGGAAACCCUACAAUGAGAUCUUUCUAUCAUGAUGUUGUUACCUUGCAGGGCGUAGAUAAGAGCUUGGACCAGAAUUGUGUAGCCAAAAUGGAGCCAUCCAAGUGUAUGUUUCCUCAAGAAUUCAUUAACAACAUAAGAACACCAGUCUUUCUUGUCAACUCAGCUUAUGAUUCUUGGCAGAUUCGAAAUGUCUUGGUACCAGCUUCUGCUGAUUUCGAUGAGAGUUGGGCAAAGUGCAGACUCGAUAUUAAGGAAUGUGAUGCCUCACAGAUGAAUGUUCUGCAUGGUUUUCGCAGCUCUCUGAUGGAUGCCAUAGGGAAAUUCAAUCAGAACAAAGCUGGUGGAAUGUUCAUAGAUUCAUGCUUCACUCAUUGCCAGACAGUUACGCCAGGGACAUGGCACUCCCCAACCUCAAUAAGAAUCGAAAAUAAGACAAUUGCAGAGUCUGUAGGUGACUGGUACUUCAACCGAAAGCCGGUUAAGCUAAUUGAUUGUCCUUACCCUUGCAAUCCCUCUUGUCCCAACUUGAAGUUCACCUGAACUUGCCUUAUAGCUGCACUGACCAACUACUUUAUUUCACUUGAGGAGCACAGCCAUUUCCUCGAAUUCGCAAUCAGGUUGAGUCUCAAAAAGGGUUUUCAUGUUCUUGAAGCAUGAAGAUAUCUAGAGGAACUCACCUGCUUUGUAUAAUAAAGUUAUCGACUGAUGAAGGAGAAAGAUUUUAUUACAAAAGCAACACAAUUCACAGUUCAUAAUGGCAUAUUUCCACGUUGGGAUCUUCUGAAAUUGCAUAUAUAUAUAUAUAUAUAUUUUUUUUUUUUGUGAUCAUUAUGUAUUGAAAGAAUGUUGGCUGUUAUGUGUAAAUAAGUUCCAGAGUUAACAGAGCAGCAGAUCUUGAUAUCUUUUUGAUAUCAUAGGCCAAAACCAAAGAGAAAUUAGUUAAAGAACUGUUGCAAGUGCA